AAAGUAAAUGCAUGUGUGCUAAAACUCUUUGAGACCAUUUGAGUGCAUUCGCUGGACUAGGAUAAAUCUCAGUGUUUUCACAUUUCUUUCAGGACAUCAGGAAGACUCAAUGAAUUGCAUGAUAGUUAAAAAAAGUGCCAUCCCAAAAUGAAGAGUCUCAUGUUAUUGACCAUGCUGUGGCUCAUUCCCUCUGGAGCUCUUUGCCGUUAUAAGCCUUGGAGCUCCUCUGGCAGUGAUGAGAGGAUCUAUUGGCCCCAUGGAGGUCGCCAUUUUCAUUUGAGGCCGGCUCCACCUGGACCUCUGUUCCCUCGGUGGCCAUUUCAGUGGCACCUGCUGCCUUGUCCAGUCCCGGCCCCUGCCCCGGCUCCGGCUCCGGCCCCUGCACCAGCAACAGCACCAGCACCCACACCCAGUCCCCCAGUCACCACCACCACCACCACCACCACCACCCUCCGUGGAGAUGGUGGAAAGUAGAGCAGGGGUUGUUUUGGACCACAAUGGCCUAAAUGAUUUACUUAAAGUACCCUUGAAAGUUUAGUAGUUUAAUGCUUUCAAUAAAUAUAGUGAAUCUGUUUAA
This is a messenger RNA of Ctenopharyngodon idella (grass carp), 577 nucleotides long. RefSeq lists its product as uncharacterized. The coding region runs from base 148 to 474 and encodes 108 amino acids. The record is from RefSeq and is a predicted model, not a curated record. NCBI's taxonomy places the organism in Eukaryota, Metazoa, Chordata, Actinopteri, Cypriniformes, Xenocyprididae. The transcript is spliced from 4 exons.